This is a messenger RNA of Paralichthys olivaceus (Japanese flounder), 1448 nucleotides long. RefSeq names its product leucine-rich alpha-2-glycoprotein-like. Gene Ontology annotation, molecular function: protein binding. Gene Ontology annotation, cellular component: extracellular matrix. The record is from RefSeq and is a predicted model, not a curated record. Lineage: Eukaryota; Metazoa; Chordata; Actinopteri; Pleuronectiformes; Paralichthyidae.
AUUUUAUGUUCUGAGUCACAUGUACUCGACAUAACAAAUAAAACGAGUCCACGUCCAAAACAGAGGGAGUUCUGCUUUUCCCCGUCAGUGUUAAAGAUGAACUUGUGGCUGCUCCUGACUCUUGCUGCCCUGGCUGAAUGCCAUUACUCCUGCCCGGAUCUCUGCUCCUGCUCGGUUCGUACAACAGAGGUGUUUUGUGGCCAAAGCUCCCUCACACGUUUCCCUGUCGACGGUUUGUCUCCCAACACCACCCAACUUUCCAUCCAGUCCACCGGCCUCGCCGCUGUUACUGCCCAUCAUCUCAGCAUGGUUCCCCUUUUAAACAACCUCCAGCUCUAUCACAACAACCUGACAAGCCUCCCACCAGAUCUGCUGAAGGGGGUUCCUCGCUUGAACACAUUAGAUCUCACUGGGAAUCAGCUCGUUCACCUGCCUCCCAACAUUUUUAGCCACGCCUCACUCCAUAAUCUGGUGCUGAAGAAUAAUCGGAUAGAAAAAGUUGACGCCGAGUGGUUCUCCGUCAACAGCAGUGUGAGGUGGUUGGACUUGUCUGGGAAUCUUUUAACCGGCAUCCCGUCUGCUCUGCUCCUGAAGCUGUCUCAUCUCCAGAGCCUUGACUUGAGCAAUAACAAUCUGCAGGAGCUACAACCUGACGCCCUGACAAACCUGCACCACCUGGAGACGCUGAACCUCGCCAGGAACCAGUUGACCUCCCUGAAACCUGCUACUUUCAGCCACAACCUGAAACUAUCCCAUCUUUUCCUGCAGGAGAAUCAACUCCGAGAUCUGCCAGCAACCCUCCUCCAGGGUCUCCAAAACCUUGAGCAUCUGCUGCUGAAUCAGAAUCGGCUGCAGUAUCUCCCCUUGGGUUUUCUGGAUGAGGGGGGAUCCUCUUUUAUGGUAAUCUUAUCAUUGAACCCCUGGGUGUGUGAUGAGAAGAUUGAGUUUCUGAAGAAGUGGCUGAAUGCCCAUCCUGAAAACGUAUUCUUUCUGGACGAGGUGACCUGUGCAGGGCCCGAAGCUCUGAAACAUCGACAAGUGGCAUCUUUGACUGACAGCGAGCUUGGUCUUCUAAAAUUAGAGAUGGGGUGAAUAAAAAAAAAAGAUAUUUAGUCCCAUCAUCCUUCGCUCUUAUGUCAAACAAGAAAAUACCACAGUUUUAAAAACCUGAAAUAAACUUAACAAUGAAUUCCUUUGAUGCUUGUUUUUGUCAUCAUUUGGAUAUGGUCCAGCCCACUGGGUGGCGCAAGAUCCUCAAAUAUUUUUCAGCGCAAUGAGCUGAAGAGGUGGUGCAGCUCAUUUUAGAACCAGAUUAAUGCAGAUCUCAGGCAAACAUGCAUCAAAACAAAUGUGACAGGAAAAAUAUUCUGAUUAUAUUGAUUUUUUUUUUUAAACUAGAUGCUUAAAUCUUUUUAUCUGAAAUGACUAACACUAUUUUCAUGAAUUUA